Messenger RNA from Gambusia affinis (western mosquitofish), 2348 nucleotides. RefSeq names its product tubulin, epsilon 1 (gene tube1). Gene Ontology annotation, biological process: mitotic cell cycle; microtubule cytoskeleton organization. The record is from RefSeq and is a predicted model, not a curated record. Gene Ontology annotation, molecular function: structural constituent of cytoskeleton; GTP binding. Lineage: Eukaryota; Metazoa; Chordata; Actinopteri; Cyprinodontiformes; Poeciliidae. Gene Ontology annotation, cellular component: cytoplasm; microtubule. The coding region runs from base 417 to 1841 and encodes 474 amino acids. The transcript is spliced from 12 exons.
GUCUAAACUUCUUUUAAAAAGACAGAAAUAGUAUGUCUGUCUGUCUACCAUUUGAUUUGUAUAAUAUGUAACUCGGGCUGUGAAAAAGCUAAUAGUUUAGAAAGUACAUUUCGUGAACCAUUGCUAAGAAACCCCUGUAACUUUAAGAAUCCAAUUUAUGUACUUUAUAAGUGAAUAACAAAAACAACUUCCACCAUUUCAUAUAACGGGAUAUCGGCUUACAGACUUACGUUUUCUACGUACGGCUGCACCGCCCAUGUUGUUACUAUGGCAAUUACGUCAUCAGUACCGGACCAAACACUGUGAAGGCGCGACUUCACACAGCCUUCAAAAGUCCUGUGUACACCGCUGCUAUCUCGAUUCCCUGAAGCAUUAACCAGUAUAGCUGGUGCUGCUGUCUCCGGUUCGCUGCUGUCAUGACUCAGUCAAUUGUUGUUCAAGUCGGGCAGUGUGGAAACCAGGUCGGUUGCAGAUUCUGGGAUCUGGCUCUGCGCGAGCACGCACACGUCAACAAGAGAGGAUUGUACGACGAGGCCCUCAGCAGCUUCUUCCGUAAUGUGGAUCCAAGGAAAAGUGAUGGUGGAGCCUUUUAUGUCGGAGGGAGGAUCCAACACCUGAAGGCUAGAGCAGUCUUGAUCGACAUGGAGGAGGGCGUGGUCCACGGAAUCCUGCAGGGCCCACUGAGGGAAGUGUUCGACAGCGCUCAGCUCCUCACGGACGUUUCGGGUUCAGGCAACAACUGGGCUGUUGGAAACCUGAGGUACGGCUCGGCCUACAGGGAUUCCAUAGUGAACAAACUGAGAAAGGCAGCCGAACACUGUGACUGUCUCCAGUGCUUCUUCCUCAUUCACUCAAUGGGAGGAGGCACAGGGUCCGGUCUGGGGACCAGAGUGCUCAGCCUGCUGGAGGAGGAGUUUCCUGAUGUUUGUCGCAUUGUCACUGCCAUGUAUCCAUCAGCAGAAGACGAUGUCAUCACUUCUCCCUAUAACAGUGUCCUUGCCAUGAGAGAGCUGACAGAGCAUGCAGAUUGUGUCCUGCCUGUUGAAAACCAGUCUCUGGUGGACAUCGUGAACAAGAUCAGUCUCAUGUCUCAUGAUGCAAAACCUGGGAGUGUGCUAAAGAAAGAAAGCACAGUCACCUCUGGACAGGGGGGGGUCAGUCCAACAGAGAAACCAUUUGAUGCCAUGAAUAACAUAGUAGCUAACCUGCUACUCAACAUCACCAGUUCUUCACGUUUUGAAGGUUCUCUCAACAUGGAUUUGAAUGAGAUCGCCAUGAACCUGGUCCCCUUCCCUCGUUUACACUACCUAGUGCCCAGCCUCACGCCCCUGUACACACUGGCGGAUGUCAACAUUCCUACUAGAAGAUUGGAUCAGAUGUUCAGCGAUGCCUUCAGUAAGGAGCACCAGCUGAUCCGGGCCGACCCGAAGCACAGCCUCUACUUGGCCUGUGCUCUGAUGGUCCGGGGCAACGUACAGGUGUCUGACCUCCGCAGGAACAUCGAGAGGCUGAGACCGUCGCUGCCCUUCGUGUCGUGGAAUCAGGAGGGCUGGAAGACGGGCCUGUGCUCCGUCCCCCCUGUAGGACACACCCACUCCCUGCUGGCGCUGGCCAACAACACCUGUGUGAAGCCCACCUUCAUGGAGCUGAGAGACCGCUUCACAAAACUCUACAAGAAGAAGGCUCACUUACACCACUACCUGCACGUAGACGGCAUGGAGCAGAACGCCUUCUCUGAGGCGCUGUCCUCUCUCAGUGCACUGAUUGAGGAGUAUCAUCAUCUGGACGCCACAAAAGCCCGACUCAUACCGGACGCACCCAGACUCUCCAUCGCCAGAUGAAGAUCCACUCGGACAUUUCUCAAAAUCCUUCCCUAUAAAAACACACACACCUUUUGUAAUUUUGCUAUAUUUAAUUUAUGAUGUGAAUAAAGUCAAAUUUUCUGUUGGACUUUAAAAGAACAUGUGAGGUUGAGUGUGACUCGGUGAGUAUUGGCAGCGUUUUAAGGAUCAGUGACUCCUAUUGGCUAAUCUGAACGGGUCCACAGCUGGAUGUGAGGAAGGAUCUCCUGAUGUUCUGGUCUGAAUGGAUAGAAAAAUAUCAUUUUUAAUUCUCUCAUUUUUUUACUUUGGACUUUGCUUAAAACUACAUUUCUGCGCUUCCGUUACUUUCUUCAUUUUAAUAUUUUGCUUGUUUGUUGUUUUUUUUUUUUAUAAAACCAGAAAUAUAUUUUUCUACACCAAAUGUUAUAUUUCAAAUUCAUGCAAAACCAAUUGUUUUUAUAUAGUUUUUACUGUAUAAAGAGAAAGUUAAUAUGUUAGGCCUACGUAUCAUUAUAAAGUUCCAAA